Messenger RNA from Rhagoletis pomonella (apple maggot), 820 nucleotides. RefSeq lists its product as uncharacterized. NCBI's taxonomy places the organism in Eukaryota, Metazoa, Arthropoda, Insecta, Diptera, Tephritidae. The transcript is spliced from 4 exons. The record is from RefSeq and is a predicted model, not a curated record. The annotation marks the transcript as partial.
AUGUUAAUGGACCUAUAUCCUAAAAUAUUGCUUGUCUGGAUUCCUGGACGUACAAAUAUACCCGGUAAUGAAUUCGCCGAUAAGAUCGCGAAAUUAGCCACGACGGCGCCUGUGCACACAAUAUGCAACUUAAGCCACAAAGACAUCACCAAAUUUUGGAAAGCUAAACUUACACAAAAAUCUGAACGCAACCGUGUCGAGGAGCUUUCGGAUGCUUUAGAGCGCUCUUUGAUCAUUGAAGGUAUGACACAGUCUAAGGCUCAUGAAAUGGCAGUCGAGCAAACAGUUAACGUUUGUAGACUUAAUACUCGGUCGGAUUUGGUCAAAUCAAUUUUAUCGUCAACUACCUUCAGUGAUUCAAAGGACGUAGUGGCAAAAAUGAUAGUCGAACAAAAUAAUCAAGUGAAAGAGCGCCAAGUGUACAAUAAUAACGCUGAUAACAGUAGGUACAGCAAUAACGGUUCAAGGCAUAACGGUAACAAUUUCAACAAUAAUAGUAAUCGGUCAUCAAACAACAAUCGAAACAAUAACAGCAACAAUAAUAGUAAUAGACGUCCAAAUUCACGCAUAAGCGAUGAUUUUAACAUACCAUCUAAUGGUAUACUGGGUAAAGAUUUUCUAAAAAGUAACAAAUGCGUUAUUAGCUAUGCAAGCAAUCGUAUUUCCUUCUGGGUAGGCAAUGAAAAAGUCGCCAUACCUAUCCUACACGGAACCGAAAGCGACACUUGUAUCAUACCACCCAGAUGCGAAGUUUAUCGAAUUUUCAAUUUUGGCAAUUCGCCGGAUCCACUUUUUGUAGAAUCGCAGGAAGUUGAACACG